Prorocentrum cordatum is the source of this 306-nucleotide messenger RNA. The record is from the annotation of a GenBank genome assembly. NCBI's taxonomy places the organism in Eukaryota, Dinophyceae, Prorocentrales, Prorocentraceae.
GCCAGCAAGGGGCGCAGCGGCUGGGUGCGCAGCUGCUCCGAGUUUCAGCUGAAGGCGUACCGCCUGCGCAAGCGGCUGAAGCCGUUCAUGGACGCCGUGAAGUGGACGAUGUUGGGCCUCGCCCUCUUCGAGACCCCGUCCUGGUGCCUGUUCAACGACGAAGAGUGCUUCGGGACCCACAAGGAGAGCCUCUUCGCCUCCGGGGCGCCGCAGAUGCCGCUGGCGGUCUCCAACAUGCUGCAGCUGGGCUGCCUGCUCUGCUUCGUGGCCUACCUGGUGGUCCGGCGCUGGUCGCUGGGCGAGGCC